Schizophyllum commune H4-8 is the source of this 621-nucleotide messenger RNA. Its product is annotated as Nop10p-domain-containing protein. Lineage: Eukaryota; Fungi; Basidiomycota; Agaricomycetes; Agaricales; Schizophyllaceae. The record is from RefSeq and is a predicted model, not a curated record. Gene Ontology annotation, molecular function: telomerase RNA binding; box H/ACA snoRNA binding. Gene Ontology annotation, cellular component: box H/ACA telomerase RNP complex; box H/ACA snoRNP complex. The transcript has 3 exons. Gene Ontology annotation, biological process: ribosome biogenesis; positive regulation of telomerase RNA localization to Cajal body; rRNA pseudouridine synthesis. The coding region runs from base 26 to 220 and encodes 64 amino acids.
GACACAUUUGCGCCGAACGAUCAUCAUGCAUCUCAUGUACACGCUGGACGAGGCUGGAAACCGAGUGUAUACUCUCAAAAAGGUCACGGAUGCGGGAAGGAUUACUAAGUCCGCACACCCUGCGCGCUUCUCUCCUGACGACAAGUUCUCGCGCCACCGUGUCACUAUCAAGAAACGCUUCGGUGUACUGCCCACCCAGCUCCCAGCCAAGCCCUUGUAGAUGAUCAGACCGCCUUCAAGCUCGUAGCUUCAACAAACACCAUUCGACAUGGUCUUGAUUUUUUGGGGACACCAUUGCUGCGACGAUUCGCCGUACGAGGAACCUACCGCGUCGCUCACGCUUCGCCGAUGUGCGCAGCAUGUACAAUAGGCGCGAUCGGAUGCCUUCUGCGCUCUGUAUCAUGUACCAGCUAUUGUAGGACGGCUCCAGAAUAGACGCGCAGCGGUUCCUGCGCUACCAGACACCUGUACACCUUUCGUGAGGCUUCGCUCAAGAAGUCGACUCAAUACCCCCACCGUUCUAUAGGCCUUUCUGGUAGAUUGGUUGACUUCGAGUUGAGGGGUGUAUAGAUGAGGUCGAUAAUUGAGUCCCCCCGUACCCAUACCAAUACGUUAUGUCUC